AUGAGCGCAGCGUUCCCGCCGUCGCUGAUGAUGAUGCCGCGCCCGCUGGGGAGUAGCACCGCCUUCAGCAUAGACUCGCUGAUCGGCAGCCCGCCGCAGCCCAGCCCCGGUCAUUUCGUCUACACCGGCUACCCCAUGUUCAUGCCCUACCGGCCGGUGGUGCUGCCGCCGCCGCCGCCGCCGCCGCCCGCGCUGCCCCAGGCCGCGCUGCAGCCCGCGCUGCCGCCCGCGCACCCGCACCACCAGAUCCCCAGCCUGCCCACCGGCUUCUGCUCCAGCCUGGCGCAGGGCAUGGCGCUCACCUCCACGCUCAUGGCCACGCUGCCUGGAGGCUUCUCCGCGUCGCCCCAGCACCAAGAGGCGGCGGCCGCCCGCAAGUUCGCGCCGCAGCCGCUGCCCGGCGGCGGCAACUUCGACAAAGCCGAAGCGCUCCAGGCCGACGCGGAGGACGGCAAAGCCUUCCUGGCCAAGGAGGGCUCGCUGCUCGCCUUCUCCGCGGCCGAGGCCGUUCAGGCUUCGCUCGUCGGGGCUGUCCGAGGGCAAGGGAAAGACGAGGCAAAGGUGGAAGAUGACCCGAAGGGCAAAGAGGAGAGUUUCUCUCUGGAGAGCGAUGUGGACUACAGCUCAGAUGACAAUCUGACUGGCCAGACGGCUCACAAGGAGGAAGACCCCGGCCACGCGCUGGAGGAGACCCCGCCAAGCGGCGGAGCAUCCGGCAGCACCACAUCCACCGGCAAGAACCGGCGGCGGCGGACUGCCUUCACGAGCGAGCAGCUGCUCGAGCUGGAGAAGGAAUUCCAUUGCAAAAAGUACCUCUCCUUGACGGAGCGCUCGCAGAUCGCCCACGCCCUCAAACUCAGCGAGGUGCAAGUGAAAAUCUGGUUCCAAAACCGCCGGGCCAAGUGGAAACGGGUGAAGGCAGGCAAUGCCAAUUCCAAGACAGGAGAGCCCUCACGGAACCCCAAGAUCGUCGUUCCCAUCCCCGUCCACGUCAGCAGGUUCGCUAUCAGAAGUCAGCACCAGCAGCUGGAGCAGGCCCGGCCCUGAGGGCCCCAGCCAGGCCGGGCACUCACCAUGCAGAAGCCCCGGCACCUAAGGGAACCCAUGGUGAGCUCUACUGCUUGGAGCAAAACUCAAAAGGAACCUCCCAGAUGUGUGCAUCCCACCUCCCAGAUGUGUACAUCCCAAGCAAGUUGAGAAUUUAUUCACUAAGACAGGCUGGAAAGACUGCUGCGCAGAGGACACCCACAGAUAUGCUAAAUAUUUAUUAUACCACCCUACUUUGUACAUAGAUCUCUCUAUAGACUGCAUCUCAGCCGCGGUAUUUUGAAAGUUAUAGGAACAAACUACCCCGUCAUGUCUCCACUUAAAUGCCACAAGAAGACAAAACCCUCCGCCUCCGCUGUGCUCUGCCGUGCUCAGCGGCCGCCACUCCCCAAGGUAAACGUGAAAUACAAGAACAAACACUGGGGUUCAAACUUAUUUUUGCUUCCGUUCUGGCUUUUUGAGUUGAGCGCGAAGUCGAUGUGGGGGCAGCCUGGAAGUCCGCUCUGCCGUUUGCUUUUGCCUGCCUUCUCUUUCCUGGGGCUGCCCAUCCUCUCUGAGCCUUGUCCGAAG
Messenger RNA from Jaculus jaculus (lesser Egyptian jerboa), 1617 nucleotides. RefSeq names its product gastrulation brain homeobox 2 (gene Gbx2). Lineage: Eukaryota; Metazoa; Chordata; Mammalia; Rodentia; Dipodidae. The transcript is spliced from 2 exons. Gene Ontology annotation, molecular function: DNA-binding transcription factor activity, RNA polymerase II-specific; RNA polymerase II transcription regulatory region sequence-specific DNA binding. Gene Ontology annotation, cellular component: nucleus. The coding region runs from base 1 to 1047 and encodes 348 amino acids. The record is from RefSeq and is a predicted model, not a curated record. Gene Ontology annotation, biological process: regulation of transcription by RNA polymerase II; regulation of nervous system development.